UGACAGCCAUAAGGGGUGUACGUAAAGGUCAAAAUCAGCAGCAAAUACAGAAUGAGCUGGACUGCACAGAGGGACUUGGUCAUAUUUGUCAUCUUACUCUUUGGUUUUCAAGUGUCCCAGAGUUGGGAGCCGAUUGAAUGGGGAGGGAAAUACGCUCAGAAGACCAUCUGCGGUCUGACAGGAACCACCGUGAUCCUCAACUGCUCCUUCUGGUACCCACAGACGCACGACGGCCACAUCAUAAAGGUCGAAAAAGCACUGUGGUUCAUCAAAGGUGACGACAAUCAACCUGACGAUCUGAUGACGGACGCUCAGUACACUGAUCGUCUGGACCUAAAUUGUCAAGGCAACUGGUGCACUUUGUCAAUCAGAGAGCUGAGAAAGAGCGACGAGGGCAAAUACAAGUUCAGAUUCAUAACUAACGCGACCAAAGGAGAAUACACUGUCUUGUCUGGAGUCACUCUGAAAGUCACUGAUCUCAGUAUACAAAAGUCUUGGUGGUACCCAACGAGUCUGAGUUGUCACAGUGAGUGUGAUUUGGACUCUCCCUCGUACAUUUGGUAUGAGAAUGGAAAAAAAAGACCAAACUUGAACUCCAAAAUGAUUUCACCAGUAGAUUACCGCAGCUACUCCUGUGCUUUAAGAGGACACGAACAGCAUUUGUCUCCUCCAGUGUGUUCAAGAACCUCAUGUGACAAUGUGGUUUAUAACUACAAAAGUAUCUGCGUCCUCAAAGGCUCCGAUGUGUACAUUGCUUGCACUUACAGCCACCACAAGACGGUACGGGAAAAAUCUUGGUUCCGCCCAGACAAUGGCAACACUUGGAAUGUUCCCUCAGAGGGUUGGGCAGUCCAGUUGGACCACCGGUAUUCCACUUACGAUAAGUCUGGCGAACAAUCGGGUCUACGAAUCCAAAAUGUGACGGACAGUGAUUCUGCAGAGUAUCGCUUCACAUUGUCAGAAUGGGGAAGCGAUUUACCUGGAACAACAUUGAAGGUAACAGCUGCGCGGGUGCAGGUGAUCAAGGCCGAAAACAAAGAUUCUUACACGGUCGCUUCGCUGUCCUGUCACACAAGUUGCAGUCCUGCAUCACAUUUGUAUUGGUGCUGGGUGAAGGAUGGACACCAAAAUGUUGGCAGUCCAACUUGGACAAAAGAACAGCAAAUCACUUUACGUCCAGGAGAAUACAUCACCUGUGCUGUUGAAAAUUAUCCAUUAAGUGUCUCUCCUCCAUUGUAUGCUCUGGAAGCCCCCAGAGUGUUCUUGAGUAAUAACAGUGAGAUCAUGGAGGGUGAUCCAUUGACUCUGUUCUGCAGAGCUUACACCCCAACAUCAUCGAGACACCGCUGGUGCAAGAGGACCAGAACUUCCGACUGUGAGUUUAUGAGUUAUGGAGAAAAGCUGUUCUUCAGCUCCAUCCAGUCUUCAGACUCAACUGAGUAUUUUUGUGCUGUGGAGAAUGAUCUGGGGGAGAAGAUGUCACAAUCAGUCGUAGUUGUUGUCAAAUAUGCUCCAAGGUUCUCUAAUUUGCUGGUGAGUCCAUCAAAUGUCACCGAGGGACAGCCAGUGAAUCUUACCUGCAGCAGUGAUGCUAACCCAGCUGCUAGCUACACCUGGUACAAGGACCAAACUAUGCUUCAGGGUUCAGAAAGAAAUUACGUUUUCAACUCCAUCCGCGCUGAAGAUGCUGGAAGCUUCUACUGCAAGGCCCACAAUAAAUAUGGAAACGUCAUCUCUUCACAGGUGGUCGUAGACAUCCAAUAUAUUCCUCGGCUACCAAGCAUCUCAGCGAGUCCCUCUUCUAACGUCACCAUGGGUUAUUCGGUCAGAUUGACGUGUACCAGUGAUGCUAACCCUGCCGCCAGCUACUCUUGGUAUAAGGACCACCAGGAGUCUCCCAAGUCCACGGAAGCCAUGUUCAACAUCAUCAACUUCACACAGGAAGAUGAGGGCGAGUAUCACUGCGUGGCCCGAAACGCCAAAGGAAGCCAGAAUGCCACUGUCCUGCUAUUGGCAAAGGCUGGUUCACUGACAGCGGUGGCUGUUGGUUGUGCCAUGGCCGGCAUCCUGCUGAUCCUACUUUUGGUCACCGUCCUGCUGCUUUGGAAAAAGAUGAACCCAAAAGGCAGGACACAGUCCAAAUCUCAGUCAAACACGAGUGAAGACUGCAGCAGAGAUCAACAGGAUGAGCUGGUGUACUCCAUGGUGGCGUUCCCCAGACCCUCUCCAAUCUACUCCAAUGUCACCAAUGCCAUGAGGGUCCCAGACGUGGAUCUAGAUGGAAGUGUGGAGUACACAGCCAUCAAAUGUGGCGACAAAGCCUCAGGGCUGAAGCCUGAAAUGAGCGUCAAUGUUUGUGAGCUCUACAGCACUGUGCAAAAAAUAUGAACAAACAUGAUCUCAUCGUUGGACGGUCAAGACACUGAGAUGAAAUUCAUUUUCUUAUUACUUGUAUUAAAACUAUUAUCAUUUUUAUUUAUUAUUAGUAUUAACCAU
Molecule: messenger RNA, 2496 nt
Organism: Corythoichthys intestinalis (scribbled pipefish)
Lineage: Eukaryota; Metazoa; Chordata; Actinopteri; Syngnathiformes; Syngnathidae
Product: sialoadhesin-like
Exons: 12
Coding region: 52-2388 (778 amino acids)
Source: RefSeq, a predicted model, not a curated record